UUAUCUUAACACGCUUACACCUCAUGAUAAUCCAGAACUUUCAAACUCAUUUCGCCAUCUCCUUCAAUACUAAGAAAAGGAAUAACAUUUCUAUAUAUUCAGAGAAAAUAAAGUCCACUAAUCUUUGCAUAUUAUCAAAUUUAUUAGAUCUCUAUUAUACCUAGCUGCUAAGCUAAUAUAUCAUCAUGUCUUCUGAGUUGAGUCUAGUAAAAUAUGAUCACAAAACAAGGUCGUCGUCGUCGUCGUUUCUCAACUCAAUGUUUAUGUCGACGGUGAAUUCGGCGGCCAAGACUCUUGUGUCGGUGACAAAAGGCGGUGUUCAUAACCAGGUUGGGAAGUGGAAGCCUCGAGAUCACUUCCGGUUCAUGAUGAUGCUGAUGACAUGGCUAACCUUGUGGGUUCUUAGGGUUUUGAUGGAUAACAUACCUUCUUGUUCUCUCUCAUUAAUGGGAUAUUCUUCUUAUUCAUCUAUGCCUUUCAAUCUUCUUCAAGCUUUUUCGCCUUUCGGAUUGAUCGAUUUCCCGCGAUCAGCUGGAUCGUCACCGACAUCAUCUUCCUCGGCUUCUUUGUCCGUUUCUUCUUUGCAGAUGAUUCUGAACGAGGGUGUUGAGGCUGUGCCUGUUCAAGCUCUUGGAAGAGCCCUAUCUCAGAUCCUGGCCCUGCUCAACGACAUCCCCGCCACCUCAAGGAAGUACCAGUUCGCCAUGGCGAUGGCGGAGCGUGUGAUGGACGGCAACGCUGCAUCGGGACACCCGGAAAUGCUCGAGGUCAACCGAAUGGCGCUCUCCUCCGCCUUUGAGCGCACCUCAACCCUUCUCCACCGCUCCCUAGACAAGCGCCACCGCGACAAAAACGAUGAGUACUCGGGAUCCGGAGCGUGGGCAGCACGCGCGGUCAGGGCACUGCCGUUCGGUUCCUACGUGGCGCCUUACAUCAAUGGAAUGAGCAUCUGUGUUGGGGUGGUGCGUUCGUGGGUCCGCUCGAGGGGGACAAAACGGUUGACGGGAAUUGGUGGUGGCAUUGGAGAUGGAGGAAGGGUUGUUUGGGAGGAAGAGGAAGGAGGAGAGGUGGUGGCUGAGAAGCUGGUGGAGGAGCUGUUGUGGAUAAGCCAUAAGCUGAGGGCUUAUGGGGCAGUGGAUGAAGCUCUGGUGCAGUGGAGUUAUGCUUCAGGAUUGGCUUCUAUUUCUCUCACCACUGAUCCCAGGCUUCAAGGCCUCGUUGUCAAAAUAUCAGCCAUGUUAUUUGGUGAAUUAAACCGAGAAGAGGUUGGGGUAUCAGCAGAAGUGAAGUUCAGAUUGCUUCUUCUGUGGCUUCCGUUGUUUUGCCAUGCUGGGAACGGAUUUGCCUACCCUGUCUUGACCUACUUCGAGAAGAUGGAGGUGGAGAAAGCGAUCGACCAAGCGCUGUGGAGCUUGCCACCGAUGGAUCAAGAAGUCAUCCUCACAAAUUGGAUACAAGACUUCGCCAUCUCUGCUUCUGAUUGGCCUAAUCUUCAGGUUCCUUACGACCGAUGGUGCCAAUCUACGCGCAAUGUUGUUGUGGCCUAGCUAGCUACAAUUCUAUUAUAUCUUAAUAAUAAUUUACCAUGUACUAUAUAUAUAUAUAUGUUCUCGAUGCAAUUUAUGGGGAGAGAUCUACCGUAUGGACAGAUAUAGGUAGUUUACAAUUAAAGAUGUACCAUUUAAUCAGAUAUCCAGAUGUGUUUUUGUU
Molecule: messenger RNA, 1710 nt
Organism: Cannabis sativa
Lineage: Eukaryota; Viridiplantae; Streptophyta; Magnoliopsida; Rosales; Cannabaceae
Exons: 3
Coding region: 186-1547 (453 amino acids)
Source: RefSeq, a predicted model, not a curated record